Agelaius phoeniceus (red-winged blackbird) is the source of this 363-nucleotide messenger RNA. The record is from RefSeq and is a predicted model, not a curated record. NCBI's taxonomy places the organism in Eukaryota, Metazoa, Chordata, Aves, Passeriformes, Icteridae.
AUGAAAUGCCCAAAGUCUGAAAUCCCAAAGUCCCAAAAUCCCCAAAUCCUGAAAUCCCAAAUCCGGAAAUCCCAAAUCUCCAAAUCUCUAAAUCCUGAAAUCCCAAAACCCCAAAUCCCGAAACCCCAAAUCCCGAAACCCCAAAUCCCAGCAUAUCCUGAAAUCCCAGUCAUCCCCAAAUUCAAGAAUAUCCUGAAAUCCCAGUGUCCCAAAAUCUCCAAAUCCCAAAUCCCCAAAGUCCCAAAAUCCCCAAAUCCUGAAAUCCCAAAUCCUCAAGUCCUGAAAUCCCCAAUCCCAAAACCCCAAAUCCCAGCGUAUCCUGAAAUCCAUGUCCCACAAUCCCCAAAUCUCCAAAUCCCAAAG